Molecule: messenger RNA, 1286 nt
Organism: Austrofundulus limnaeus
Lineage: Eukaryota; Metazoa; Chordata; Actinopteri; Cyprinodontiformes; Rivulidae
Product: probable UDP-sugar transporter protein SLC35A4
Biological process (GO): pyrimidine nucleotide-sugar transmembrane transport
Cellular component (GO): Golgi membrane
Molecular function (GO): pyrimidine nucleotide-sugar transmembrane transporter activity
Source: RefSeq, a predicted model, not a curated record
UUUUUUUUUUGCACUAAAGGUGAAACGUGUGUUUUGCUAGAAACCCAGUGAGCAUCUUUGAUGAUGAUUGUGAUUGAGAAUGUGAGGCCCCGUUCCCCGGGGAGGAUUAAGAGCCAGUGGGUGAGCAGGAUUAAAUGGGGCGUCCUCCUGGGCCUGAUGGUCCUCYUCUACGGUUCUCAUGCUCCACUCAUCGCUCUCACCAAGGUGGACGGUCGAGUCCCGUUCAGCGCCGCCUCGUGCGUUCUGCUGAUCGAGUUGGGUAAACUCCUCGUCUCUCUGCUGAGUCUCAUCCUCACCGGAGGCACGUCGUCCCUGGGMGUCCCUCCAGACCCGCUCCUCAUGGCCCCUUACGCGGUCCCAGCUGUUCUCUACACCCUCAACAACAACCUGGUGGUUCUCAUGCAGGCCUACAUGGACCCGAGCUCCUACCAAAUGCUSUCGAAUCUUAAAAUUGCCUCGACUGCCUUGCUGUACUCCGUCUGUUUGGGAAAAAGUCUGCGMCUGGCUCAGUGGUUUGCUCUGGGGCUCCUCACGGCUGCGGGGGUCUGCCACAGCUACAGCAGCCUGGAUGCAGAGGACGCCGCUCGGGCCGAAGUCGAUAAAGGUCCCAGGCUUCACGUCACAGCUUGGGGGCUUUUUCUGGUGCUGGUGUACUGCUUUGUGUCAGGGCUGUCAGCGGUMUACACAGAGAGGGUCCUAAAGAGCCAAAAGUUGCCCCUCAGCCUGCAGAAUCUCUACCUCUACUUGUUCGGCGUGGCCAUCAACGGGUUGUCCUCGUUCUCCUCCACAGCGGGCGACAGAAGCCUUCUGGAGGGCUACUCGGGGGUGGUUUGGGUCAUCAUAGCGGGACAGGUGGUGAACGGACUCCUGAUGUCGGUGGUCRUAAAGCAUGGCAGCGGGAUCACCAGACUGUUUGUCAUUUCAGCCUCCAUGCUGGUCAACGCUCUGCUGUCCUGGCUCGUCCUGGGUUUGCAGCUCACGCCGUUUUUCCCCAUUCCCUGUGCAAUGAUCGGACUGGCAGCUUACCUUUAUUACAGGUAGCAGAGCGUCCAGCAAAACUACAACACAUGUACCCACCAGAGCUCUURACCUAAUCUCUUCAGUUAGAAUUUAACUUGUUUAAUUUUGUCAUAACAUUGGCGGUAUUAGUUGAACAAUAUGAAGUGUUUAUUUUGUCAUGCACACUGUUACAGGUACUUUCUACCAUUUUCCYUCACCUCUGCAAACACCUAUCAGAGAGAGAGGAUUAUAUUUGUGCUAACAACCAAUAAAUUAUCAGAACUGUU